Molecule: messenger RNA, 909 nt
Organism: Drechmeria coniospora
Lineage: Eukaryota; Fungi; Ascomycota; Sordariomycetes; Hypocreales; Ophiocordycipitaceae
Exons: 2
Coding region: 1-909 (302 amino acids)
Source: RefSeq, a predicted model, not a curated record
AUGCUCAACGAAGCGGCCGCCGCCGCGCUUGGCUGCCCCGUCGAGGGCAACCCCGACCUCUACGGCCUCGGCAUCAGGGUCGGCAUCUACCUCCAGAUGCUCACCGUCCAGCUGUCCGGCCUUCUCUCCACCGCCUUCCGGCUGGAAGACCACAUCGGUCAGGGAACCAUCGUCUUCGUGCUCGCCGCCGUCGUCGUCCUCGUUCGCCUGCUCAGCAUGACCAUCAACCCCGGCCCCGACGGGAGCGGGGCCGGCAAAGGUAUCGAACCCGUCGAGGUCUUUCCGGUCCUCACCCUGCUCCUCAUCCAGGUCGGCGUCUGCCGCGUCUCGUCCGAGAACAAGACGACGAUGCUGAUCUGGAUGGCCGAGCUCGUCGGUCUCGCCGCUCUCUUCCUCUGGUUCUGGUGGCGUGGCAUGGAUCUUCUGCCCCGAUCCUGCCCCGACGACAAGGCCUUCUUUUUCGCCCAGGUCAGCAUAUACAACUGGUUCCGGACCUUUAACAAAGUCUCGUCCGUCGUGACCGCCGUCGCCGUCGCCAUUGCCGUCGUGUCGGCCUCCGCAUCCGUCCUCUACCAUUGCGUCGUCGCUGCCGUUCGGCAUCUCCGCAACAAACGUGACGACGAUGAAGGCGCCGCAGAAAACGUCGAUGCAGAAACGAGACGAUACAAGCCCGUCGUCGGCGCUUUCGAUCUGGUCGCCAACGUCGGCGCCAUCGUUUUCGUUGAGAUGUCGCUCAAGUGGAACAACAUCUCGGGCGUGCACUCGCUCAACAGUCCAGGCCAAUUCAUGCCCUUCUUCGUCGCCCUCGGUCAGUUGCUGACCGUCUUCUACUCGGCCAUCAAGCACGGCCUUCGGGCCUAUGCCGAAGAGCGUAUCGUCGUGGAGCAUGGUGAGAAAUCCGGUCGAUGA